Molecule: messenger RNA, 1206 nt
Organism: Fonsecaea multimorphosa CBS 102226
Lineage: Eukaryota; Fungi; Ascomycota; Eurotiomycetes; Chaetothyriales; Herpotrichiellaceae
Exons: 1
Coding region: 1-1206 (401 amino acids)
Source: RefSeq, a predicted model, not a curated record
AUGGAUGAUGUACAGAAAUUGGGCGAGCUGAAAGACAUGACGAUCUCGCGUUUCAUUAAAGACGGUGACCGCUUGAAGGAUGUGGCCGAUCGGCUAUUAGCGACCAGUUUCUAUUUUGCUCUGACGCCAGAUGAGACACCCGUCGUUGAUGGACAAUGGUGCGUCCAUGGGACAAUCCAUUGCAGGUUUCCAUCUGGCCCUCAGAUUCGAGCAUUUGGCGAGGCAUUGGAGGGGCGGCUUCAAAGGGCUCACAGCCGAGACAACCGCAAACACCAGCCGUACUUCGUGGUCCAAGAACGCUACCGUGAAGGGCAAGCAGUGCAGAUAAGAUUACAGCAUGAUAUCACCGAUAAAAUGAUCAAUGAAGGGAUGUUCACAGCCAUCAAGCUUGAGAUCAAAGUCUCGGAUGACCACGCUGAAACUGAGAUAUUGUUCUGCUUCGGGGACCGACCUGAGGAGGCUGCCUAUUUCCCCAUAAGCGGAUUCCCGAGAUGUCUCCGCUUGGAGGUCAAAAUGGCUCUCCGUCCAAGACUGGUGCAGACAGAACAAUUUACCUUUGCGAGGGUAAAGUGGGAUUCUCUUGAGGCUAGGAAGGCCUCUUGGGGCACUGGUGUUGCGGACUUGUUCGAAAGCCAAGAUCCCUUGGGAGCGUUUGGCAGUGCAGAAUACAAGAAUCCUGGCAAUGCCGGGGACAGCCUUGUCCAAGGGCUAUCGGAAAGGUACAGCACAGUGCGUCAGCCGUCGCAAAGAUCGAAUCCAUCAGACAGAGCCGAACUUCCAGCUUUCAACCAAGACGACGAGUUGUAUAACGGGGAGAAUGAUGCCGAAUCUCCUAUGUCGGAAAGCGAGAUCCUUCGCAUUCAGUGGCUGCGGCUUUUACUGAGCCCCCGCGAAGUUGGGAAUUACAUAUCGGGACCUCCCGAUUCAUCGGCACGCCAGUUGUACCGUGAACGGCCAUCCAUAUUCCCUGUGUCGGUUGUUGACCAACUUCGGACAAGGCAGCUGCGGGACUGGUCGAAUGAUCCAGUCUACCUUUCCAAUGGUCGAUCCGCCUUGAACAAAUUGGUUCGUCGCACGGAGACCCUUCCAGGAGAGCCUUUCGAGCUAUCCACCGAUUCCCCUCAGCGAAUCGAGCAUACGGCAGAAUCAGUCGUCUCUACACCUACGGCUCCUCAAGGGCCGUUUUUUCGGGGGUUCCCCUUUUGA